Messenger RNA from Neurospora tetrasperma FGSC 2508, 1593 nucleotides. RefSeq lists its product as uncharacterized. Gene Ontology annotation, biological process: phosphatidylethanolamine biosynthetic process. Gene Ontology annotation, cellular component: mitochondrion. The transcript is spliced from 2 exons. Lineage: Eukaryota; Fungi; Ascomycota; Sordariomycetes; Sordariales; Sordariaceae. The record is from RefSeq and is a predicted model, not a curated record. The coding region runs from base 61 to 1443 and encodes 460 amino acids. Gene Ontology annotation, molecular function: phosphatidylserine decarboxylase activity.
GGCAAUAGGACAUAGUAUCACAUUCGUCUAAAAUAAUCAAGCGCCUACAAAGUCGACAACAUGGUCUACCAGCACGGAGACCACCACCACAUUCCGGACGAGUAUCGGGUGCACAAGCCUGGAGCAUGGCUGCCCGCAGACCACCGCAUCGUCCAACACUGGCUCGGCCACCAUGUCAAACACGUCGACAAGGUCGGCGAGCAAGAGCUGAUUCCCGUUCUCAAGGAGUUCGAGGAUCUUAUCGAGAACAACACCCGCAUCCGCAUGUACUUCUGCUCCAUGUGGGAUGAAGUCCCUCGCAAACCCCCUUACAACACAGACGUCACAGGCCAAAGCCAAAUCCGGGACUACAAGCACAUGCUCCAGGUGCUAAACCACGUCUUUGGCCGGGCACCCGAGUGGACUGCUGCCGCAGCAGGCGUCGGCCUGGUUGGUGUCCCUCUUGCCGCCAUGUUUGACUACGCCUCCGCCACACCCAGCGGGCACGCUGCCUUUCUAGAUCCCGACGUGAACCGUAUGCUCAAGAAGAUCUUAAACGAGUGGGGCAAGUACCUCACAUCCCCGGAGUCCGCCUCCGUCCUCGGCGACCACCGCGCCGGCUGGUUCGGCGAAGUAAGCUACAAAGACCUGAUGGAAGUCGCCAACGCCGCCGCCAGCACCUCGUACAAGUUCGAAGAAAUGUACCAGUGCGAUCCCUCGGCGCCCCGACACGGCUACAAAUCCUGGGACGACUUCUUCACCCGGCGCUUCGUUCCCCAAGCCCGCCCCGUCGCCUCGCCCGAGGAUCAUCUGGUGGUGGCCAACGCGUGCGAGUCCAAACCCUAUGCUCUGUCCAACGACGUCCGCCUGCGUGACAAAUUCUGGGUCAAGGGCCAGCCGUACUCGGUCCUGGACAUGCUCGCGCAUGACCCGCUCAGCGAGCACUUCGCCGGCGGAACCGUCUACCAAGCCUUUCUGUCCCCGCUUUCGUAUCACCGGUGGCACGCGCCCGUGUCGGGAACUAUCAAGCGUGCGUUUGUCCAGGACGGGACCUACUUCUCUGUACCCCUCUUCCCGGCCGAGGAUGCGUCGGACGAGCUGUCGGGGGACAGGACGGGCAGGGCAGGUGAGUACGAGAUUUUGCAGAAGGGAAUCACGGUGAGCCAGGGAUACUUGACGGCGCUGGCAACGAGGGCCAUAAUCUUUAUUGAGGCGGAGGCAAAGGAGAUUGGGCUGAUGGCGUUUAUUGGAGUGGGUAUGGACGAGGUCAGUUCGUGCGAGAUCACGGUCAAGGAGGGGCAGAGGGUGGAGAAGGGAGAUGAGUUGGGCACGUUCCACUUUGGAGGGUCAACGCAUUGUUUGAUAUUCAACAAGGAUGUGGGCAAGAAGCUGAAGGGUUUCCCGAAAGUCGGGAGAGAGGAGAAUGUACCGGUUAGGGCGAGGUUGUGUGCUGUUGGGGAGUGAGGGAUGGGAGUGCCUGCAUGAGUGUGGCUCGGUACCUCUAUGAUAGGGAGUCGGGGUAGCAAAAGUGCUUGUGCUCAAGCAACGUUCUUGAUUGAGAACAAUGAUGGUACGUACGUGUGUAUGUCGAUUAAUGCACAAUCUGUCCUUUUG